AUGGAUGUGGACUACCCCGAAGUUUGCAUCGCUGAUUUCCAUGUGUUUGAAUUGCUCGGGCGCGGUGGAUUUGCGCAAGUCUAUAGGGCAAAAUCAAUCAUCACUGGUCAAGAAGUGGCCAUCAAGAUGAUUGACAAAAAGGCAAUGCUGCAGCAUGGACUCGCAAAUCGAGUUCGCCGCGAGGUGGAAAUCCACAGCCGGCUGAAGCACCCAGCCAUUCUUGAGCUGUACACGUGCUUUGAAGACUCCAAUUAUGUUUAUUUGGUGCUUGAAAUUUGUCACAACGGUGAACUGCAAACGUACAUUCGACAGAAUGGUCCGGUUACGGAAGAUGUUGCUCGGCAUUACCUGAAGCAGUUGAUCAACGGCUUGCUCUACCUCCAUUCGCACAGCAUUUUGCACCGGGAUUUGACGCUCGCAAAUCUACUUCUAACGAAGGAUAUGAAAGUGAAAAUAGCCGAUUUUGGACUAGCUACGAGGAUCGAACCAGGUGAAGAUCACAAAACCAUGUGCGGCACACCAAACUACAUAUCACCUGAAGUUGCAAGCCAUGGCCAACAAGGAUUGGAAACCGAUGUUUGGUCGCUUGGUUGCAUGUUUUACACGCUUAUUGUUGGUCGACCGCCAUUUGACACCCGAGAAGUUCGUUCCACAUUGAACCGGGUGUUAGCAGUUGAUUAUGAACUUCCACUACAUCUUUCCUCGGAAGCGACUGAUCUCAUAGGUUGUUUGCUUAAACGUCAGCCACAGGAACGGAUCAAGCUGCGCUCAAUUUUGCAACAUCCGUUCAUGUGUAAGAAGCCUGCUACUAGUCAGCGAUUUAUGGAAAGCUCGCACGACAGCGGGAUUGAUUCGAUGUCUCGAACACCUCUGGGCUGCUUAACCAAUAACUUUCCACGUACUGCGUCGAACAGGUCGAGUGAAAGAGCAAGUGGAGAUUGCCGUCGUCCUUCUGUUGGAUUACCGAUACCCUCUCCCGUAUCUGACCCGCAAGAUCGAACGCACACGCCAUCCAUACCAGGUUUGCUGCCUCAUCAGCCUCCUGGACCGUUAAAACACCAAACAGAUUGUCCACGAUUUCCACCACCGCUACCUUCAAAAAGCAACUGCUCUAAUAUGCCCCUGACCUACAGAUGCCACGUCUCCGAUGGGUUUGUGGAAGGAUCGCAAAUCAGCACGGACAGUGGGAUGAAGCUACGUGAACAGGGGCAGCUGCACCAGAUUUCUGAUCGAGGGAUCAUGACAACUAGUCUUUCUGGUUUCUCCCUAUCAUCCAUCUCUAGACCGACAGCUACGGAAGCAGCAAUACCUACUGUUCAUCGAGCACACUCGGCGCGCGCACAAUCCUGUGAUAAACGAAUUGUCAGUGGGUCACAGAUUGCUUUGUCCCAGAAGUCACAGGAAAUGCGGCCAACGCCUCUCAAUAGCCAUCGAUUGCGUCCGAUGCGCACUUUCACUCGCCUAGCGGUGAUCAACAUUCUUGAGGAUGAAUCAGUUUGUCUUGAGUUUCUGAAAAGUGUAACCGCGAGGCAGAAAAACUCAACGGUCACUCCUUCUACCAGGCAUUCACCCUCACAGCAGCACCUAGUUACUGAAGUCAUGGGUAUUGAUCCUUCCGGGCAACAACUUGUAAUUUAUCAGCCUGGAGGUGGUAAAGGUGUUCCACUUAAUUCAAUAGGACUACAGCACGGCGCGGUCCAAACGGAGCCAAAUGAUUCUCUUCCCACUGGAGCCCCACCUUCGGCUAGGUCUGGCGAUUUAGUAUUGUUUUACCAACUCACAGACUUACCUGAAAAGUACUGGAAGAAAUAUCAGUUUGCUGCCAGAUUUAUCCAGAUGGUCAGAGCCCACACCCCCAAAAUUACACUCUAUGCUGAUCGGGCCAAAUGCAUGCUAAUGGAAUCCGGUCCUCCAGCCGACUUUGUCGCUGAGUUUUACGAUGGUGGAACUCGCGUCACCCGUGCAGCGGACGGGUCUAUUAGGAUCACGCAGCCUGCUCCCUGUUCAUCACUGAAUGAGGGUUGCACAUCGCCGUCUCCUGUGUCAGUCUACCUCGAUUCAAACCGGAGUAUGUCCGCACUAUCGCCAGAUAUCAGAUGCCUUUUAGACUAUGUCAGUGAGCAACGCGAGCGGUGCGAAAAGAUUGAAGCUCUUCUUUCUACCACAGACAGAGAAGAAAGACAGUCAUCGGUAUUCCCCAUCAUUCUUGGUCGUCGACCGAAGUCAAAUACCGGCGGUCCUCUGGAUAAGCCAACGGAUCACAACGUCUCCGGCCCAACGAGGCUGUUAACUCCUCUUCUUACGAGGCUGGUAGCGGAUGUAUCCAUGCCAAAGCAAGCCACGCCAGCCAGCAAAUCUGUUUUCGUACCCAAUAUCGGCUGGGCUCUGAAUCACUCCGAUAAGGAACUGCAAGUGCAGUUUAACGACGGUGCGCGACUUCUUUUGUCCUAUGAUCGUUCUUUGGUGCAGUCUAUUCGUUAUACACCACCUCCCGAGGAUAAUCGCCCCGUCCCAACGGAGACAGUUUAUGGGAAUUCUGAUCCACUCCCUGAGGAUGUACAUCGUCGAUUAGAGCUAAUGCCUGUAGUUAUUCAGCGAAUACGAUCGGGGGAAUGUACAUAAAUACUUCUCACUUUAUUCGAGUGUCACCUGAUGCCCCCAACUGUGAUUUUCUAAUGCCGCGUCACUAGCAACUUUUUGUCCGCCGCUCUCUCCUUUCUUCCAUCCUUCUGUUUUCCCCGUUUUCAUUUAUGGUAUUUUCAAUCCUUUCUUCGGACGUUAUGUCGUUCAGUUCGCCUGUACUGCCUAACUGCCACUCAACUCCUCUUCCCCAAAGACGCGCAGAAGCGCCAAUUGUACAUACACACCGGUGAACAAUCUAUUUUGUUAAUAUUGACUCUGUUAUCGAUUGUAUACCAAUAGCAAGAACUCUAACGAGAGGUUUAUUGAUCUUUAUCUGGCUAUUAGCAGCUCCGCUUACUAGCUUAACAUUCGUUCGGGCUUUCAUCCUUUGACCAAUUUGGUCAAAUUCUGUACAGACUGUGUGCUAGGCUUACUUCGAUUGACUCGCGCUGUACGCAAGUGUGUAUGUGCGAAUGGUGGCUCUUUUGUACACAAUUUCGGGCAAAUAUCUGAGUGAUAGUUUUGCUUUCCAGGGCCAAAAGAUGCUUUGUGUACAUAUGAUUUGCAUUUUCA
Opisthorchis viverrini is the source of this 3195-nucleotide messenger RNA. RefSeq lists its product as hypothetical. The coding region runs from base 1 to 2622 and encodes 873 amino acids. Gene Ontology annotation, molecular function: protein kinase activity; ATP binding; protein binding. The transcript has 10 exons. Gene Ontology annotation, biological process: protein phosphorylation. The record is from RefSeq and is a predicted model, not a curated record. Lineage: Eukaryota; Metazoa; Platyhelminthes; Trematoda; Opisthorchiida; Opisthorchiidae.